CGCACAUACACACACACACGCGCAACAACAACAACAACCACAACAACAACAUCAUCAUCUGAUAUUCUCUCAUCGGGGAGCAAUCAGCCACAUUGGGCACCUUUUACGUUGUGUUUUGGAGACUUCUGCUGGAGAGAUUUUGGAGAUGUCUAACGUCCAGUUAUCAAGCAGCGCACUGGAGAGGCUGGUGGCCAGGAGGACCUUCCCUCUCCACAGGCGAACCAGCGCCUGCCGCAACCUCUUCGGACCGGUGGAUCAUGAAGAGCUGAAUAAGGAGAUGAAAUCCAAGCUGCGGGAGAUUUCCGAGCGGGACCAACAGAGAUGGAACUUUAAUUUCGAGGCCAACACCCCGCUGGAUGGGGAUUACAAGUGGGAAGAGGUCCCCGUGGAUAAGACCCCGGAGUUUUAUCAAGACUCUACACAGGACAGCAGGACCCGGGUGCCAUCGACGCCCGUUAAGCAGAGGCCCUCAUCGGACUCUGCUGCCCCGGAGACCCCUCAAAUGGAUGUAAUGGAGCGCUUAGCGGUGCCCGAAAGCAGCAGCAUUCCCUGCCCAACGGAGGUCAACCAGGAGAACCGCACAGACAAGCUCAACUCAGGGAAGCAGAGACAAGUCCCGUGUGUUGGACGCAAGCGGCCGGCCACUACUGACAACAACACACACAUCACAGACUUCUUCGUUAAACGAAAGAGAGCUGCUGAGAGAAAAUCUAAUGAUAUGAGCCUUUGCCAUCAAUCCAAGUCUCCAAUCAAGGUGGAACAAACUCCAAGAAAGAGGAUCCGUUGAAGGUUUUGUUUUUGCACUACUUGCCUGCGCAGUUUGAGGAUAAAGGGGAACAUGUUUUUCCUCGACACUUAAACGCCAGAGAGGAGAGGAAACACAAGGGAAGGUGUUAAAGAAAGAAGCCCGACCGGCCGUCGGCUGCUUCGGCUUGGUGCGCCCCGGCGGAGCGCAGCCUGAACACCGGACCAGACUCUCAGGACUGAACGGACUGAACGGUUUGGGGAGGAAUUGGGAGGGAGAUUUCGCCGGAUGACUUCUAUCCAGUACAAAUGUAGCAUUCAUUGUUGCUUUUGCAUACAGCCACUCGACAGUGUUAAAUGUUUUAACAUCUGUGCAAUCCUAAAUUACUUUUAAAAAUGGUCCACACUGGCCAAAAGUGUACAGCUUUAUAGAGACAAUAGCCUAUAAAUGUUUAUUGUUGUUCUGUUUUUUCUGUAAAUGUAUAUUUUAUUCUAAUUUAUAAUUUAUUUAUGUUUCUUUAUAUUUGUUAAAUGCCUUGUUGAUUUAGCCAAAGGGCAUAUUUUUAUUUUAUUUUAUUUACUAUUUUUUAUUGUGAUGUUUUGCAAUCAUGUAGCUUCCCCCAUAGUAGUCCACACUUGAAAAAAAUAGGUUUAUUUGUGUUUCUGAGCCGUAUUUUUUGUGUGUUUUCAUACAAGUGCCCUAAUUAUGUCUUACAAAAGAGGAGAAUAAAAUAUUUUUCACUUCAACUUUAAACUAAUUUGUUGGUGUUUUUG
Molecule: messenger RNA, 1518 nt
Organism: Scomber japonicus (chub mackerel)
Lineage: Eukaryota; Metazoa; Chordata; Actinopteri; Scombriformes; Scombridae
Product: cyclin-dependent kinase inhibitor 1B-like
Exons: 3
Coding region: 146-787 (213 amino acids)
Biological process (GO): regulation of cell cycle
Cellular component (GO): nucleus
Molecular function (GO): cyclin-dependent protein serine/threonine kinase inhibitor activity
Source: RefSeq, a predicted model, not a curated record